UCUUCUCCUCCUCUCGCGGAUCGCUGUGUGUGUGUGUGUGUGUGUGUGUGUGUCUCGCUAAGUUUGGGCGUGUUCGUUGCUUCCUCCCGCUCCAUCAGCUCCAUCAGCGUGCAGACGCGGAGCUCUGUGCCCGGCUCGUCUGUCUCUGUGGCCGGCUCGUCUCUCUGUGUGUGUCCCCGCUGACGGUGUCCUCUCCCCGAGAGAAGAAGACUUUGAGCGGAGCGGGAAACUCCACCGACAGCGUCCAUGUUCAUCCCCACACAGGGACCACGCCCCCCUGUGGACCAUGGCCCCUCCCUCCUCUCUGCUUUUUUCUUUGUGGCUCUUGAUGGUGCUUGGAGCUGGAUCUGUGCUGCUGCUCUGCCACCUACAGGAUGUCUUGGUAUUGCAGAAGAUGCCAGGUGUAAGUGUGGCUGUGGCUCCUGACAAGGAAGUGAUGCUAGCUGACGGCUCAGUAGCUUCCGUUUUCUUUGACCUCAGCCAGCAGAGGUCGUCUCCGCCGGUGUUUGACGACUCUUUGGUCGGAUCCCGGCACCAGGUCACCAAACGUCGCAGGAAGCUGCUUCUGAAAAGUGGGGCCCCUGCUGGUGCAGAGGAGGAGCAGCAGCUGAGGCUGGCGAGGACCCAGGACGCCCGCCGUAGCCGGCUGGACGAAGUCUGUGCCUUAUACCAGACGGGUGGCACGGUGGAGCAGCGGGUUUCUCGGCGGCAGGUGUCACGGGUCUACGUGGAGGACAGGUCCCGCCUCCUGUACUGCGAGGUGCCCAAAGCCGGCUGCUCCAACUGGAAGCGGGUGCUGAUGGUGCUCAGUGGCAGCGCCACCUCCACACAGCACAUUCCUCACGACGCAGUACACUACACCAACCGGCUGCGGCGGCUGGAGAGCUACGACCACGCCGCCAUCGCCGCCAGACUCGGCUCUUACACCAAGGUGCUGUUUGUCAGGGAACCUUUCGAGCGCCUGGUGUCAGCGUUUCGGGACAAGUUUGAGAGUCCAAACUCCUACUACCACCCUGUGUUCGGACGGCCCAUCAUCUCCAGGUACCGCACCAACGCCACGCGCUCCGCACUGCACACCGGCGCAGGAGUCACCUUCCGGGAGUUUGUCCAGUACCUGUUGGACGUGCAUCGGCCGGUGGGGAUGGACAUUCACUGGGAGCCGGUGAGUCAGCUGUGUCACCCCUGCCUGCUCCACUACUCCUUCAUAGGGAAGUUCGAGAGUCUAAAGGACGAUGCAGACUUUGUACUGCGGAGUGUUGGAGCACCCGCCAACCUCAGCUUCCCCGACUUCAAAGACAGGAACCCGCUGGCCGAAAGGACGUCGUCUGAGAUGACGCAGAAAUACUUCUCUCUGCUCGAUGCCACUGAGCGGCAGAAGGCCUACGACUUCUACUACAUGGACUACCUGAUGUUCAACUACCCCAAACCCUUCAAAGACCUGCACUGAGCACCCACAAUGCACCGCUGCCAUGGCAACACAGCCGAACCUCUCUGUGGACCUGUGACCUGGUGGUGGAGUGAACAGCUGUGUGUGAUGUCAUCGUAACCUUUUCAACACGCUGCCGCAAAAAUAUCUAAUAUCCAUUGAUGCCUGAAUGCCACAUCAGAUGGUCCAGUGUCCAUCAGGUUGCCUAGCAGCCACACAGUGUCAGUCUGACGCCAUGUUAACAUCACGUUAGUCACAGUGUGAGCUGGCGAUUGUUUGUUUACCGUGUGAUUAAUGAAUGUAAACAAAUAUUUAAAUGAAAACAAAACAAUGUGUCACUUCCUGUUUAUAAUGAUAUUUUAUGUCACUUCCUGUUUAUAACGUGUCACUUCCUGAUAAAAGACAGACCAUGUUUUGACUUAA
Solea senegalensis (Senegalese sole) is the source of this 1849-nucleotide messenger RNA. RefSeq names its product carbohydrate sulfotransferase 8-like. Gene Ontology annotation, cellular component: membrane. The record is from RefSeq and is a predicted model, not a curated record. The transcript is spliced from 4 exons. NCBI's taxonomy places the organism in Eukaryota, Metazoa, Chordata, Actinopteri, Pleuronectiformes, Soleidae. Gene Ontology annotation, molecular function: sulfotransferase activity. Gene Ontology annotation, biological process: carbohydrate biosynthetic process; proteoglycan biosynthetic process. The coding region runs from base 287 to 1447 and encodes 386 amino acids.